Molecule: messenger RNA, 582 nt
Organism: Chanos chanos (milkfish)
Lineage: Eukaryota; Metazoa; Chordata; Actinopteri; Gonorynchiformes; Chanidae
Gene: med29
Product: mediator complex subunit 29
Exons: 4
Coding region: 1-534 (177 amino acids)
Biological process (GO): regulation of transcription by RNA polymerase II
Cellular component (GO): mediator complex
Molecular function (GO): transcription coregulator activity; transcription factor binding
Source: RefSeq, a predicted model, not a curated record
AUGGCGUCCCAACAACAACCUGGAGCAGCUACAGCUCAAGCUGGUGUACAUCAAACAGCUGUACUUCAACAACCUCAACAACCACAACUGAGUCAGCAACAAGAUUUUGACCCUGUCCACAGAUUCAAGAUGCUCAUACCACAGCUGAAAGAAAGUCUACAGAAUGUCAUGAGCAUCGCUUCACUGAAUUUUGCUCAUAACACAGCUAUUGACAAUGGGAUCAAAAGUAACGACGCCACGGUACAGCGCUUUGACAAGAGUUUAGAGGAAUUUUAUGCUCUCUGUGAUCAGCUGGAGCUCUGUUUGCGGCUCGCUCAUGAAUGCCUCUCCCAAAGUAUUGACAGCGCAAAACACUCACCCAACCUGGUGCCUACUGCCACCAAACCAGACACAGUACAGACAGAAUCACUCUCCUACUCUCAGUACCUAAGCAUGAUCAAAUCGCAGAUAUCCUGUGCCAAAGACAUCCAUAAUGCUCUUUUGGAGUGCUCAAAGAAGAUCGCAGGAAAAGGCCAGCAACAAGGAAUCCUUUAGUCAUGUCCUCUCUGUUUCCCUCUUUUGAUUAUGUUUGCUCUGCUUAAG